GCAAUAGUCGUGGCAGUCAGGAGACACUUCCCUACAACCAAGAGCACAAUUGUGGUUUCUUCACGAGACCUGGAGAUAAUAACAGAACCAGAAGACGAUGGAGAUGCUUUUUUUCCUUUGCCAGUUUUUGUUGGCAGCAGGUCUACAUCCUUGCUCCAGGAGCACAACCACGUAUUCUGGCAUGAAACCACCUGCAAGUAAACAUGUCCAGAGUUUCAGACGGAUGAAACGGGAAUGGGUCAUCCCUGACAUCAACGUCCCAGAGAAUGACAGAGGUCCAUUCCCCAAGUUCAUGAUUAAGAUUAAAUCGAGCAACGAGGAAAAGGUGGCCAUCACCUACCGGGUGGAAGGCCCCGGGGCCAACCGGGCCCCCGAGGGCGUCUUCACCGUGGAUCGGCGCUCUGGCGUUCUGUACGUGACUCAGCCACUUGACAGGGAGAAAAUAAGCAGAUACGUUCUAAUGGCUCACGCUACGGUCGAUGGCUCCAAGGUCGAAGAACCAAUGGAGCUGGUCAUCAAUGUGCUGGAUCAGAACGACAACACCCCGGAAUGCACUGGCACGCCUUUUUAUGGAAACGUCAGCGAAAGCGCACAAGUUGGUGAGUCAUUCAUGAGGAUAACAGCAGUGGACAAGGAUGCUCCCAAUACGGACAAUACAGACAUUCGGUAUCGACUUAACAGUCAGAUGCCUCCCAGUCCCAAAGACAAAAUGUUUAGCAUCAAUCCAGUCAGCGGAUUGAUCAGCACGAUGGCAGAGGGGCUCGACAGAGAGACCCAGCCAAAGUACAAGCUGAUCAUGGAGGCUGCAGACAUGGCAGGGGAGGGUCUCCGCACCACAUGUACCGCCAUCAUCAGCAUCACUGACACCAAUGAUCACGCCCCACAAUUCAUCUUCACGUCAAUGUCUGCCUCGACACCUGAAAAUGAUGUUGGCCGGGAGGUGCUAAGGCUAACGGCGACUGACGAGGACGAGUUGGGAACACCCAACGGCAACACCAAAUACGUAAUUGUCAAAGGCAACCACGGAGGCCACUUCAGCAUCGAAACAGGACCCUCGAAAAUGGAGGGAAUACUCACUACAGCCAAGGCUGUGGACUUUGAGCGUGAGCCUGUGGUCACACUGCUGCUGGUGGUGACAAACGACGCUCCGUUUACUGCGCCUGUGUCCACCUCCACAUCCACAGUCACAGUAACGGUCUUAGACCAGAAUGAGCCACCUAUUUUCACACCAUCGCUCAUCUACCGGAUCAUCUCGGAGGGCCCGCCAGAGGGGGGUCCAGUGGCAGACCUCAGAGCCGAGGACCCAGACACCGCAAAGCACCAGCGUGUCAGAUACGCACUCCACAAUGAUUCUGCCAGGUGGUUGGAUAUUGAUAAGGAUACAGGAUCAAUCACAGUGAAAGGCAACAUGGACAGAGAGUCUCCGCAUGUCAAAGACAACAAGUACACUGUGCUGGUUUUGGCCUAUGACAAUGACACAGUGCCAGCUACCGGGACAGGCACUCUGCUCGUGAAUUUAUUGGAUGUGAAUGACCACCGUCCGGUGAUCAAACAGAGGAAAGUCAGGCUAUGUAACAGGGAGCCCUCCCCCACCCUGCUAGACCUGGAGGACCGGGAUGGACCGGGUCAUGCCGGACCCUUCACCGUGGAGCUUCAUGGGGACCACCGCAUUAACUGGACUGUUGGCAUCAACUCCACAACUCAUCAUUGUGCUCUCCCAGGCCAUGUGGCCAAGUUGUCUCCCAGACGGGUGUUGUCUCCUGGAGACUACCAGGUGGUGAUGCGCGUCUAUGAUGCUGACAUGCUCUACCAGGACAGUUCUGUCCAUGUGGAGGUUUGUCCGUGUCAAGGAGAUGUCAUCAACUGCUUUGUGCCACAAGAAUCUCCUCAAGGACUACAUCACCUCCGCUCCUUGGCCACAUCUGCUCUGGGAACAAUUCUUGGCCUUUUGAUCCUGCUGCUGUUACUGCUGCUUUUGGUGAGGAGGAGGAGAGGCAGGUGUGACAAAGAUGUCCACGCUGCUCUGCUUGAGGACGUGCCGAGAGACAACGUCUUCUACUAUGACGACGAGGGAGGCGGCGAAGACGAUCAGGAGUACGACUUGGGACAACUGCACAGAGGACUGGACCAGCGCCCUGCGGUCAUCUGCACAGAUGUUCUCCCGAGUGUUCACAGUGUCCACCUAAACCGUCGAGCCAAUGACGACGUCAACAAAUUCAUUGACGAAAAGGUGUGCGCUGCAGACACCGACCCCACGGCGCCCCCUUAUGACUCGCUCCUGGUGUUCAACUACGAGGGGCUCGGCUCACAGGCGACUUCGCUCAGCUCCAUCCAGUCCAACGACUCGGACGAGGAGCAGGAUUUAGUUGAGUUGCACCUGUGGGGACCAUGCUUUCGCAGGCUGGCUGACAUGUACGCAGGCAGGGAGGACGAUGAUGACUUGCAAACAGUGCCGGGAAAAACAGAGUGGGUCUGAGAGCAUGUGAAAGUGUUGUUAUUCUUUAUUAAAAUGAAAAUUCAAUCGUGUCAUUAACGUAACAAUAAUCUUAUUAGGAAGUCUAAAGGAUUGUACUUUUGCAGGGUUUAUGCAAUGAGAAGAAUUGUCGUUAGCACUUUUGGCAUGGAAAGUCACUUUUUAAAAGAGCAUACUACAUACAUCCCUUAAAGCGCA
Phycodurus eques (leafy seadragon) is the source of this 2671-nucleotide messenger RNA. RefSeq names its product B-cadherin-like. Gene Ontology annotation, cellular component: cytoplasm; adherens junction; plasma membrane. The record is from RefSeq and is a predicted model, not a curated record. NCBI's taxonomy places the organism in Eukaryota, Metazoa, Chordata, Actinopteri, Syngnathiformes, Syngnathidae. The transcript is spliced from 15 exons. Gene Ontology annotation, biological process: calcium-dependent cell-cell adhesion; cell morphogenesis; adherens junction organization. Gene Ontology annotation, molecular function: calcium ion binding; cadherin binding. Bases 98 to 2476 code for a protein of 792 amino acids.